CGUCAGUGUGUGGGUGCAGCUCUUCUUCCUCCUUUGUAUCUCAUCAGUCUCUUCUGAAGGAGGUAAAUCACAGAGUCCCUCGGACACACAAACUGAGCACUGCAGAAUCUGUCUGAGAUCAUCCCGAACCAUGACAGAAAUCAGAAUGACCCCGUCCCUCAACCUGUCCUCAGAAAACAACCAGACAAAUGGUCACUGUGAAGAAAUUGACACGCCGGGCCGUAUUUACUUCACUGUGGUCUACAGUCUGGUGUUUCUGGUGGGUUUAGUCCUCAACGGAUUCACCCUGAGGUUUUACUUCUGCAGCGCCCAGCAGCAGACAUCAAACAGUGUGACCAUCUACCUGAAGAACCUGGCAGCUGCAGACUACCUAAUCACCCUCUGCCUCCCCUUAAGAAUCAGCCACUUCUCCAGCCGCUCAAUCACCUUGUUCAGGGUCUACUGCAACUUUGGCGCCUCUGCGUUUUACCUGAACAUGUACGCCAGCAUCCUGUUCAUGGGUUACAUCGCAGCAAACAGGUAGGACUUGUCAGGACGCAAAAGACAUAAAGCACCUUUAUUUGAAUCUCUAUAAAAACAGAUAUCUGAACAUAAAGGAGAAUUUUUAGGUAAGGGACAACACUUGCCGAGCUGGCAGCCGACGCUGAGCAAGAUGGCUGGAAAGGAAGGCUCUGCCCUGUUGAGGUCAGCUGCAGAGUCUUUGUGGGCAGUUCCACCACCAGGCUCCUUAAGUACAUCAAGGUUUGUGGUCAAGCCAUCAAAGCCCUCUCCAGUGCCACAGAUCAGCUAGUUGUUGGCUUUGGAUCAAGAGGAGGGACACUACCUGAGCUUUAAAACAACAGCCACAGCCAGUAGGAGUGGUUUCAUAUCUCUGGUAGUGAUGCAGCUUCCUUAGUGCCCAGAUUCUAGCAAAAGAUAGUCAGACACAUCCGGUUACAUUUUGUGCCCUGCUUUUAGACAGUGCACUUCAUGUUCAUUAAAGUAUGCUACCAUUUUAUUGUUGGUUUGAUGACAACAUCUUGAUUUCUAGCUGACGCUAAAAUAGAUCUGUGGGUUUCAUUGGGUAAUUCGCAGGUUUUAACAUAUGAAACAGAAGUUCUGU
This is a messenger RNA of Labrus mixtus (cuckoo wrasse), 1102 nucleotides long. RefSeq names its product probable G-protein coupled receptor 34. The transcript has 3 exons. Gene Ontology annotation, cellular component: membrane. The record is from RefSeq and is a predicted model, not a curated record. NCBI's taxonomy places the organism in Eukaryota, Metazoa, Chordata, Actinopteri, Labriformes, Labridae. Bases 131 to 523 code for a protein of 130 amino acids. Gene Ontology annotation, biological process: G protein-coupled receptor signaling pathway. Gene Ontology annotation, molecular function: G protein-coupled purinergic nucleotide receptor activity.